Strigops habroptila (Kakapo) is the source of this 1945-nucleotide messenger RNA. It is a transcript of the gene RTCA, whose product is annotated as RNA 3'-terminal phosphate cyclase. Gene Ontology annotation, molecular function: RNA-3'-phosphate cyclase activity. Gene Ontology annotation, cellular component: nucleus. Lineage: Eukaryota; Metazoa; Chordata; Aves; Psittaciformes; Psittacidae. The record is from RefSeq and is a predicted model, not a curated record. Bases 337 to 1434 code for a protein of 365 amino acids. The transcript has 11 exons. Gene Ontology annotation, biological process: RNA processing.
GGGGCGGGGAAAAGGCACCGCUCCCUCCGGGUCCCUGAGCCGGGACGUGGUCGCUCUUCUCACCCGCUACGCGGCUGUCCGGGCGCUGGGACCCGGCAGCUGCUCCUCACGCAGCGGAGCCGCUACUGACAGCCCACGGCGGGCGGGCGGGGCGGUGGCUCCGUUCUGCGCCUGCUCCGGGCACCGGCAGCGACACCGGCACCGGCAGCGCAUCGUGGGCUCUUCCGUCGCACCGCGGGGCUGCUCCGCCGGGGGCUCGCCGUCUGCAGGACCCCGCUGGGAUCCCGCCGGCGCGGCAGGGGCCUCUGCGAGAGACCGCUCCGCUCACCGCCGGCCAUGGACGGGGACAGGGUGGAGGUUGACGGCGGGAUCAUGGAGGGGGGCGGGCAGAUCUUGCGAGUGUCCACGGCCCUGAGCUGCCUGCUGGGCCUGCCGCUGCGGGUGCGCCGGAUCCGCGCCGGGCGGAGCCAGGCCGGCCUCAGGCCUCAGCAUCUGUCUGGAUUGGAGAUCAUUCGAGAUCUAUGUGAGGGGAAGCUGGAAGGCGGAGAAAUUGGCUCAACAGAAAUAACCUUCACUCCCGGGAAGAUCAAAGGUGGAACCCACAUCGCAGAUACAAAAACAGCAGGGAGUGUGUGUCUCCUGAUGCAGGUAGCAAUGCCCUGUGUGCUGUUUGCUGCUUCUCCAUCAGAACUUCAUUUAAAAGGUGGGACUAAUGCUGAGAUGGCUCCUCAGAUAGACUACACAGUCAUGGUUUUCAAGCCAAUAGUUGAAAAGUUCAAUUUCACAUUUAAUUGCGACAUAAAGAAGAGGGGCUACUAUCCUCAGGGAGGAGGUGAAGUUGUAAUCCAGAUAUCACCAGUCAAAGAGUUGAGCCCAAUAAACUUAACAGAACGUGGCACAGUGACAAAGAUAUACGGAAGAGCAUUUGUUGCUGGAGCACUGCCUAUAAAACUGGCAAAAGACAUGGCAGCAGCAGCAGUGAGAUGCAUCAGAAAAGAAAUCAGAGAUCUUUACAUUAACAUUCAGCCUGUUCGAGAACCUGAUGAUCAAGCCUUUGGGACUGGAAGUGGAAUCAUUGUUGUUGCAGAGACUUCAACGGGUUGUUUGUUAGCUGGGUCAUCACUUGGCAAGAGAGGAAAGAAUUCUGACAAGGUUGGCAUUGAAGCAGCCGAGAUGCUGCUUAGGAAUCUUAAACAUGGUGGAACUGUGGAUGAUUCUCUGCAAGACCAACUGAUCAUUUUUAUGGCGCUAGCAAACGGGGUGUCCAGAGUGAAAAGCGGACCAAUUACACUUCAUACGCAGACGGCUAUACACUUUGCAGAGCAGCUGACAAAGGCCAAAUUUACUGUGACAAAAUCAGAAGAGGACGAUCCCAGUAAAGAUACCUACAUCAUUGAGUGCCAAGGAAUGGGAAUGAUAAACCCAAACUUAUAGGGAUUAAAAAUAAUACUAUAAAAACAGGCAGCAAGCUGACAACAGCCAAACUCAACAUACCUCAGCGAUUGCACUACAUGGCAAUGGAUGUAUAGGUGCCUGUGAACAGGAGGAGCCUUCUGUCACACCUGAGCGAUGUAACCUCAAGGCUGAUGUGGAGCUUUUCCUUGGAGUGCUGAGAAACGGGUGUGAAAAAUGGAAACUUGACUUUUUUUUUUCUCCUCUAUUAGUAGCAGCACGAUGAGGACAGCACCGACAAUACAUUAUGUGUAUGUGAGAGCUUCAGGUAGAUCUUGGAGAAUGCAGAUUCACCCAAAGAAAAUAACUAUAUAUGAGUUUUGAAGAAAUACUGAUACAUUCUUUCCCCUUAAAAAAACUAAGUUUUUCCUUUGGGAACCUUUCUGUUAGGAGGUUCAUGGAAUGAAGUGCACCAUCAGAUCCGUAUCGCUGUUCUUCCUUAACCAUUUUGCUUACAUUGUGUGUGAGGAAAUAAUAAAGCAGUAGCACCGCA